This is a messenger RNA of Coregonus clupeaformis (lake whitefish), 2422 nucleotides long. RefSeq lists its product as uncharacterized. Bases 610 to 1815 code for a protein of 401 amino acids. NCBI's taxonomy places the organism in Eukaryota, Metazoa, Chordata, Actinopteri, Salmoniformes, Salmonidae. The record is from RefSeq and is a predicted model, not a curated record. The transcript is spliced from 2 exons.
CAUUAUCCCCAGUGUAUUUAUACCUGUGUUCUCUGUUUGUCUGUUGCCAGUUCGUUUUGUUUCGUCAAGCCUACCAAUAAGCAAGGGUGCUUUCCAGUUAGCAACUACAAAUAGACAGUGAGGGCGGGGCUAGGUGCAUUAGACUCCUUGCCUGAUUGGCUGAAACGUUCCGUGGUCUCUUAGCAGCAGGCUCCCCAGCCCCAGGGAGGAGAUUCCCUUUCCUUAUGGAAUUUAAUAUUGUUCCAUUUUUGAUGCAUAAAUCCUUUGUACAAGCGGGAAAGGUGGGUCAUUGUUCAGGGCAUAAUGUUCCCUACAUAAUGAUACACAGAGAAGUGAUUCAUAACGAGGAGAAUACACAGUAUCAUUCAACAUUUCUACAGCACACAAUGAUCAUAGCAUCAUCAGUAUAGUUGUUGCCUCCCAGCCUAGAUCCUUAUGUAAAAAUGUUGUCCUGAUUCCAAAUGAUGGUCUGGAUUCUGUCCCUUCAGAGCAGAGCGAGCCAUUUGGCGGGCCCCUGCUGUUAUGGUGCCGUCCUGGAUAGAACGUCUGGAGGCUGGGUUGUGUCACGUAUUUUAAUCUCCACCAUUGUUAUGCCGAUAGGGCGAGUAGAUGUGUAUUGGGUACGUUCUGCCAACCUCCUAUAAAAGCAUUCUGGUGCCAAGUGUCGGCCGUGGCUGGGAUCACCCAGGUGGAGCAUUCUGGUGCCAAGUGUCGGCCGUGGCUGGGAUCACCCAGGUGGAGCAUUCUGGUGCCAAGUGUCGGCCGUGGCUGGGAUCACCCAGGUGGAGUAUUCUGGUGCCAAGUGUCGGCCGUGGCUGGGAUCACCCAGGUGGAGCAUUCUGGUGCCAAGUGUCGGCCGUGGCUGGGAUCACCCAGGUGGAGCAUUCUGGUGCCAAGUGUCGGCAGUGGCUGGGAUCACCCAGGUGGAGCAUUCUGGUGCCAAGUGUCGGCCGUGGCUGGGAUCACCCAGGUGGAGCAUUCUGGUGCCAAGUGUCGGCCGUGGCUGGGAUCACCCAGGUGGAGCAUUCUGGUGCCAAGUGUCGGCCGUGGCUGGGAUCACCCAGGUGGAGCAUUCUGGUGCCAAGUGUCGGCCGUGGCUGGGAUCACCCAGGUGGAGCAUUCUGGUGCCAAGUGUCGACCGUGGCUGGGAUCACCCAGGUGGAGCAUUCUGGUGCCAAGUGUCGGCCGUGGCUGGGAUCACCCAGGUGGAGCAUUCUGGUGCCAAGUGUCGGCCGUGGCUGGGAUCACCCAGGUGGAGCAUUCUGGUGCCAAGUGUCGGCCGUGGCUGGGAUCACCCAGGUGGAGCAUUCUGGUGCCAAGUGUCGGCCGUGGCUGGGAUCACCCAGGUGGAGCAUUCUGGUGCCAAGUGUCGGCCGUGGCUGGGAUCACCCAGGUGGAGCAUUCUGGUGCCAAGUGUCGGCCGUGGCUGGGAUCACCCAGGUGGAGCAUUCUGGUGCCAAGUGUCGGCCGUGGCUGGGAUCACCCAGGUGGAGCAUUCUGGUGCCAAGUGUCGGCCGUGGCUGGGAUCACCCAGGUGGAGCAUUCUGGUGCCAAGUGUCGACCGUGGCUGGGAUCACCCAGGUGGAGCAUUCUGGUGCCAAGUGUCGGCCGUGGCUGGGAUCACCCAGGUGGAGCAUUCUGGUGCCAAGUGUCGGCCGUGGCUGGGAUCACCCAGGUGGAGCAUUCUGGUGCCAAGUGUCGGCCGUGGCUGGGAUCACCCAGGUGGAGCAUUCUGGUGCCAAGUGUCGGCCGUGGCUGGGAUCACCCAGGUGGUGCCACAUAUUGGUACUAGAAGAUGUGAGUUUCUCCUCCUAGAGAAAGGUGUGUAGAAAGAGGACACCAUGACUUCCAUGAGUGUCCAUGUGCCAGCGUAUGGAGACUGGUAAUCAAGUAGCCUUAAAUAACCGGAUUUGAAAUGAAGUGUUCCUUCUAGCCAUCACGUUGACCAUGUUAUGUUCAAGUAAAACCUGACUUCUCUUUUAGCCUAUUGUUUUUCAUUAGGUCAACACAAUAACACUUUGAACAUUUGAUUGUAUUUCCUUCGAAGUAUUAUGACUGCACUGCAUAGUUUCUGUGACAGACAACAUUAAACAUUAGUUAGUGUGGUGGACGUUGAGCCUGAUCUCUGUACAUGGUACCAAACUCCUCCCCCUCCUCCUUUACUGGCUCCUGAUUGGCUACCUUACAGUAACACCCCACACAUACCACAGUUGGCAACUUUUAAUGAACAACUUUUAAUGAGCUUUUAGGAAACCACUUUUUUGUAUUUUCUUGGUGUAUUUUCUUAUUCUCUCAUGCUGUCAUGAUUAUGUAAUGUGUUGUGUAAUUGUGAAAUGCAGGACUCCCUUGCAAAAAACCUUGGUCUCAAUGGGACUCCCUGCUAAAAUUAAGGUUUAAAAAAAACAUUGUUUUUAACCCCUCU